GCUGGUAUUUUGCAAGAAUGGCAUCUAAAAACUAUCAACCAGUGGAGAGAGAUAGACACUCCACAGUAAAGGUAGGAAACUACCUAUAUAUGUGGGGUGGGGUCGGGUAUGAAGUAGACUAUAAUGUGAUGGAGGUGUAUCACUUACCAACUGGUGCUUGGGACCAGAAACCUACUACUGGUACCCCACCACCAGAUAACUUCGCCUAUUCGACCGUUGCCAUAGGAAAGGACAUAUAUUAUUUCUGUGGACUUGGUGGUGGUGAUUAUCAAAACAGCUUACAUUGUUUUAAUGUGGAUUCAUUCAAGUGGAAAGAACUCUCUCCUAGUUCUGAUUGCGAUCCAAUGAAGAAGGGCUACUGUGGAAUGAUAUCAGUUCAUUUUGACAGUGAACACUAUCUCGUAAUAAUCGGAGGACUGGGAUCAUCUUCUAUACCUAAGCAACCUAAC
Molecule: messenger RNA, 449 nt
Organism: Amphimedon queenslandica
Lineage: Eukaryota; Metazoa; Porifera; Demospongiae; Haplosclerida; Niphatidae
Product: rab9 effector protein with kelch motifs-like
Exons: 2
Molecular function (GO): protein binding
Source: RefSeq, a predicted model, not a curated record